This is a messenger RNA of Symphalangus syndactylus (siamang), 1288 nucleotides long. Its product is annotated as HIG1 domain family member 1A, mitochondrial-like. The record is from RefSeq and is a predicted model, not a curated record. Lineage: Eukaryota; Metazoa; Chordata; Mammalia; Primates; Hylobatidae. Gene Ontology annotation, cellular component: mitochondrion. Gene Ontology annotation, biological process: mitochondrial respirasome assembly; negative regulation of apoptotic process.
AACUCCUCACCAAUUAACAUUACAUGCAAAAAAGAUUCUGCAAUAUCUAAGGCAAAAUAAUUUUGGCUGGAUACAGUGGCUCACACCUGUAAUCCCAGCACUUUGGGAGGCUGAGGUGGGUGGAUCACUUGAGGUCAGGAGUUCAAGUCCAGCCUGGCCAACAUGGUGAAACCCCAUCUCUACCAAAAAUACAAAAAUUAGCCAGGUGUGGUGUGGGCACCUGUAAUCCCAGCUACUUGGGAGGCUGAGGCAGGAGAAUCGCUUGAACCUGAGAGAUGGAGGCUGCAGUGAGCUGAAAUGGCGCCACUGCACUCCAGCCUGAGUGAGACUCUGUCUCUAGCAACAUUAAUAAUAAUUUUGACCUUAGAUUACCAUACUAAGUGUGUUAAGGUAUGGUUUUGUUUGAAGAAAUUAUAUAGAUAGCUUUUCUCUAAGCGUUCCCUUGGCCUUCUUGCUUUGACUGAAACCUGGCUCUUCCCUGAGGACACUUGACUGCCCUGUAGCUUUCUCCAGUGAUGACUGUUUUCUCUCCUGUGUACCACUGGGUUUGGAGUCUAGCUGGAGGUAUUUAUUUCACAGAUAGAUAAAUAAAUAGGAGAGAGAAGCCGGUUGGCAUGUAAGAGGUUUUCUCGCUCUAGGGAGAUUCUUCAAGCAAUCACUAUGUCGACAGACACAGAUGUUUCCUUUUCUUCAUACGAUGAAGAUCAGGGAUCCAGACUUACUCAAAAAGCUAAAGAGGCACCAUUCACCCCCAUUGGAAUGGCAGGUUUUGUAGCAAUUGUUGCAUAUGGAUUAAACAAAUUGAAGAGCAGGGGAAAUACUAAAAUGUUCCAUCAUCUGAUCCACAUGUGUGUGGAAGCCCAAGGCUUUGUUGUAGGAGCAAUGGCUGUUGUUGGUAUGGGCUAUUCCAUGUAUUGGGAAUUCUAAGUAAAACCUGAGCCUUAGAAGAAGAGAUGCUAUCUUGGUCUUGUUGGAGGAGCUUGCUUUAGUUAGACAUCUCAUUAUUGAAGUUACAUAUUAAUGUUGAAAAUUAACUAUCUGAGUGGGUUAAGAUGGUAACACGGCAUUUUGAAUAUUGGCUUCCUUUCUUGCAGGCUUGAUUUGCCUGGUGAUUGAAUUACUAGUGGAUAGUUUACUAACUAGGUCAUUAAAGGAAGUAGAGUUAACAUAAAAGAUACAUGUCACCUAAAUAUACUUCAUAGUGUUGAAAUGUCCACCUUCUUAAACUGUUAAGAUGAAAUUAGUUCUAAAGAAGAUAGUAGGCCAAUCCUGAAGUACUCCCAGUUUG